AUGGAGGUCGAGGUGCUCGACCUGUCCGAGAGUCUGGGUGCCUUGUGCAGUCCUCCGCUGCAUCGCCAUGUACCACCUGUGGCCGGCCGGAAGAGGUCCAGCGAUGAGUUCGACUGUGAUUUGGAAGCCUUGCGGGAUGCGGAGACACAGAAGCGGCCGGCACUACAACAUCGUCAAACCGUUAGGAUAUCUGACUCGUUUCCCACCAUUGAAGAGUACAUGGAUGAGCCUUUGACCCCUAGUAAGGGUGAUCUGUCUUCAGAUAUUCCGCCGCCGCCCUACUCAACAAUCCCUCCGAAAGCAAACACUCCCGUCAAGCUGUCAAGGGUAAACACUGCCGUCGCACGCACACCCUCUAGAUAUGCGUCUGGCCGUGUGAUGCCGGAUUCCGAGGAUGAGGAAGACCUUGUCAAUGCUGCACGUCACAAGCCCAAAGAGGAUCAUAAGCGUCGCCCUGUGCCAUCGCCACGAAAGCGUUCUGUGAAGCAUGAAGUCGUCACUUCUGACGAUGACAGUUUCGAGAGCCUCAUAGAGGAUGUCGGAGAACGGCCUACGCGGCUCAAAGUCGAAGAGCCUGCGGAGUCCAAUCGACAUGCCCCGACUAGAGCCUCGAAGACUCCUCAACCCGGACCAACACCGAUCAACAAACAUGUCACAAUCGAGGCGCCAACGCCAACAGCAGGCAGUCAAGCAACGCUAUCACCUGAGCAGGAAGAGCAGUCUGUUCUACUUGGUAAGCUGUUUUCUGCAUCCGAACAAGUCUUCAAGAGAAUUACGUCGGGCUUGUCCGGCCAACAGGAGGCACUCGCCGAAGAGAUCAUGGAAGUGAUGGAAAAUGGUCCUGCAGGUGCUGAAGUCGAGCUAGAGGCACAGUUAGAGGCAAUUGCGCAUCGGCUUGAUGCACUUGAGCGACUACGUGAUCAUAGGGAGAGGUACAAGAGCUUGUCUGCUGAGAAGGACAAGAUGAAGGAUGCCUUGAAAAGAGCGAUUUUGUCACGGCAGAAAGAUGCAAAGGAUGCAGCGCAGGCCGCGAACGUUGCUGUCAGGGAGCAAUUGCGCGCUGUCGAGAUUGAGUGUUUGGCCUCGCUCAAGAUGUGCCAGGAGGACGUCUCAGCGGCCUUUGAUCAGGACACGAACAGCUCCGAUAGCACUGCUGGUCAACGGAUCGCUGUCAAAUCGACUCAAGCGCCGACAAAAGGGGUUUCGGAGCAGGCGCUGUUCGUGCCGAGUUCCAGCCGGAUUGCUCAAACCCAGAUGGCACAAUCAAUGCCACCGCCACCACUUCGACAGACAACAAUCAGCACUAUUCGCGCGACGACACAGCCUCCACAGCGAGCCUUGCAGGUGCAACGAGAACGGCCGAGCGCGGAAGACGAUAGCCAGAUGUUUGACGAUGACAGCUUCGAGGAUAUCAACGAUCAUGGAACGUUCAUCGGCAAUGGAAACAUGUACAGCCACCGAAUGGGAACGCCGCCGGCACGAUUCGAUGACUUUGACGAAGAAGACUUCGGCAUGGACGAUGACGAUGAAAUGUUGGAAGCGGCUCAAGACUUCGAAAAUCGCGGACAGCCAUCUCGAAGCAUAUAUCAGGAAUCCACUCGCACAGUCUUUGCGGAGGCGUCCGGGAACCGACAAUCACAGCCAGCGAGUGGAGCAAAGUCAAGGAAGACACCCAAAAAGCUCACCGCGCAGGAAGAAAGCGAUCUCGAGAAGAGAAACUUCAGCUUCCCGUGGUCGACAGACGUCAAGGAAGCCUUGAAGGAGAAGUUCAGGCUCAAGGGCUUUCGAGAGAACCAGAUCGACGCCAUCAAUGCGACGCUUGCGGGCAAGGAUACCUUUGUGCUGAUGCCCACUGGUGGCGGCAAGUCGUUGUGCUAUCAACUCCCUGCUCUCGUGCGAAGCGGAAGGACUCGCGGCGUCACCGUUGUCAUAUCACCUCUCGUGAGCUUGAUGGAGGACCAGGUGCAGCAUCUGCAGAAGUUGAACAUUCAGGCCUUUCUUGUCAACAGCGAAACCACGCAGGACCAACGCAGCGCCUUGAUGGACAGCUUGUACUCUGCGGACGUGGAGAAUCUGGUCCACUUGCUCUACGUCACGCCAGAGAUGCUCGCCAAGAGUACAAAGAUGGUCAGCACCUUCCAAUGGCUGCACCGCAAGAACCGACUGGCGCGAUUCGUGAUUGACGAGGCGCAUUGUGUCAGUCAAUGGGGCCACGACUUUCGUCCCGACUACAAGCUUCUUGGAGAGUUUCGACGUCACUUCAUGGGCGUCCCUGUCAUGGCCUUGACAGCCACAGCGACUGAAAAUGUCCGAGCAGACACUAUCCAUAACUUGAGCAUCGAAGGAUGUGAAGUGUUCACGAGCAGCUUCAACCGCAGAAACCUCUACUACGAGGUCAGGAAGAAGGCCAAAGGCAAGGGUGAUAUCGAAAGCAUCGCCAACUUGAUCAAGGAAGACCAUCACAAGCAGACGGGUAUCAUAUACUGCUUCUCAAGAAAAGACUGCGAAGGCAUGGCAGAAGCACUUCGAAAGCAGCAUAGCAUCAAGGCGCACCACUAUCACGCUGGUCUGAAAAGCGAAGAAAAAUCUCAAGUCCAGAAGAAGUGGCAGGCUGGAACUUAUCAUGUCAUCGUCGCAACAAUCGCGUUUGGAAUGGGCAUCGACAAGGGUAAUGUUCGGUUCGUCAUUCAUCAUACCAUACCAAAGUCACUGGAAGGGUACUACCAGGAAACUGGCAGAGCUGGCCGCGAUGGACUGGACUCGGCUUGCUAUCUCUUCUAUGGCUAUGGGGACGCGACCAAGGUCCGCAGGAUGAUCGAUAAGGAUGACGAGAACACCACCAGCUGGGAGCAAAAGCAACGCCAGCAUCAUAUGUUUCGCUUGAUGAUCCAGUUCUGCGAGAACAAGAGCGACUGCCGGCGAGUGCAGGUCCUGCGAUACUUCAAUGAGCCCUUCAACAAGGUUGAUUGCGAGGCCAAAUGCGACAAUUGCAACUCUACUUCGACUUUCGAGAGUGUCGAUUUCACGCAGUAUGCACGGCAAGCGAUCGAGCUUGUGCGCGCCGUGAGAGGAUCCAAGGUCACCGUUCUGCACUGCGUAGACGUCUUUCGCGGCGCGGAGAAUGCAAAGAUCAAGUCUCUGGGACAUAACGCAAUUCCGCAAUUCGGCGUCGGAAGCGAUCUGAGUCGAGAAGAUAUCGAGCGAUUGUUCUAUCGCCUCCUGAGCGAAGAAGCUAUCCGAGAAGACACCGAAGUCAACAAGAAGGGAUUCCCUCAGUCCCACGUGAAUAUCGGUCGGAAAGCCGGUGAUUUUCGGCCUGGGAGAACGCAAUUGCUCAUGCAGAUCAGCACGACGCCGCGCGUAGCAAAGGCAGCCAAAGCGGCAACGAAAAAGGGCAAGAAGGCUGCGGCAGGGCCGGCGCCACGAGAGCUGCCAAUGUCUACCAACGUCUCAUCUCCGAUCCAGGCUGCUUCCAAGCGGAAACGAGCAGCGCUGCCACAACGAGGAGAGAUGCACGCGAAUGGUUACCGGCGAGAUGACUUUGUCAUUUCCGAUCCCGAGGACGGCAACGUCGAGGAGAGUGAUGAGUCCGACGGAUUUGAGCCUAUCCUUGAUUCCAGACGACCGCGCGCCACGAAAGCGGCACGCUCAGCCGGCCCUGCAAUAACCACCGAUGAAGCGAUCGAACGACUCGAUGACAUGCACAGAAUAGUGCUGGAAGACUUCAUGCAAAACGCGGAGAAAAAGGCCAAGGACAUUAUGAACAACAAGGGCCUAUCAGUCGUUCCGUUCAGCAAUACUCAGCUUCGGACCAUGCUCAUCAACUGGAUUGACACCGAGGAGGGAAUGUCGCAGAUCAAUGGCAUGAAGCCCGAGAUGAUCAAACUCUACGGAAAGCCUUUCUUGAGGAUGGUUGAACAGUUCCGCGAGUCGUACACAGAGAUGACCGGUAAAGAAGCGACCAAGGAGAGCCAGCACGCGCACAACGUCAUCAGUCUAGAAGCCGACCCGGGCGAGGAAAGCGCAUACUUCAGACGGGAGGCGACCAGAACCCAGCUCAACGCCAAAUUCGGAUUCAAGCAAUCUGAAGCGAGCGAUGCGCCGAAAGCGACUGUUCCGAAGAAGGCGGCUGCAAAGAAGCCGAAGAACUAUCGAGCAACUGGCAGUCGUACGGCGUCGGGGUCUGGACGGAAUAGUGGUGGAGGUCGGUCACGACAAGCAUCUGGUGGUGGGUUUGGUGGUCGCUCGACUUCGGGCGUGAAGAAGAGAGGCAAGUCGGGCGGCAGUAAUCCUGGACCUUCGCGUGGUCCCGCUCGAGGUGCUCCAAAAGGAGGAGGAGGAGGCUUCGUCUCAAUGAUGCCGACAUAA
Zymoseptoria tritici IPO323 is the source of this 4368-nucleotide messenger RNA. RefSeq names its product ATP-dependent DNA helicase RecQ. The transcript has 2 exons. The record is from RefSeq and is a predicted model, not a curated record. Bases 1 to 4368 code for a protein of 1455 amino acids. Gene Ontology annotation, biological process: double-strand break repair via homologous recombination; DNA replication. Gene Ontology annotation, molecular function: 3'-5' DNA helicase activity; nucleic acid binding; four-way junction helicase activity. Lineage: Eukaryota; Fungi; Ascomycota; Dothideomycetes; Mycosphaerellales; Mycosphaerellaceae. Gene Ontology annotation, cellular component: RecQ family helicase-topoisomerase III complex; nucleus; cytoplasm.